AUGGACCCCCCCAAGAACGACGGCAGUGUUGAUGACAAUAACGGCGUCGAUUAUGUUGUCCACUACAAAAUUCCGGCCAAAGGUACGGUCCUCGCUGCAAUCGAGUCGACCCCAUCCGCUUUUAUCCUGGCUAAUGUCCCAGUAGAAAAGUCCGAAGCUGAAGCUGGCUACAUCGAGCUCAUCAAGGCCUUGACCACUGUCGGCCUCGCCAGUGAGGUGCGACGCGCCACCAAAGACUCGCUCUACGUCUUUGUCAAGAUUGCUUCGACCGAAUUGCUUCAGAACCAAAUUUACAGAUCCAGGCUGCAGGACUGGCUACACGGCGUGCGAUCCGCCAGCCCCAACCAGGAUGUCGCCAAGACACUCGAAAACGAACCCGUGACCGAGGCCGAACGCCUCCGACUCGUGUACCUCAUGAUGAUAAAGCCAGAGAAUGAGGGCGGCGCCGGAAUCACAGAGAAUGCGGGGAAAUGGAAGUACGUCGAUGCCAUUUUCCCGCUCCAGAACCGCGCGUUCAACAAGGCGUGGAUUUCCAACUGGAGCGGCAAAUGGCUUCUUGAAGAGUCCGAGAUCCACGAUAUUCGCGAGAAAUUUGGCGAGAACAUCACCAUGUACUUUGUCUUCUUGCGAUCCUAUUUGCGCUUUCUGGUCAUCCCGUCGGCAAUUGGCUUCAGCGCUUGGCUGUGUCUGGGCCAAUUCUCCAUGAUUUACGCUAUUGCUACCUGUCUCUGGUCCGUCGUUUUCUUUGACUACUGGAAGAAGAAGGAGCUCGAUCUUGCUGUCCAAUGGGGUGUUCGACGCGUCUCGGAAAUUCAGCAGCCGCGUCCUGAAUUCCAGUGGGAAUACGAAAAAGAAGACCCCAUCACUGGCGAGGCGCUGCGUGUCUAUCCUCCCAUGAAGCGACUCCAGACGCAGAUUCUCCAAGUACCCUUCGCACUCGCAUGCGUCAUUGCACUUGGUACUCUCUCCCUCACGGCCAUUUCUCUCGAAAUAUUCAUCAACGAGGUCUACAACGGCCCUGGAAAACAAUACCUCACCUUUGUUCCGACUGUUAUUCUGGUCGUCUGCACACCCAUCAUUUCCACUGUUUUGAUGUCCGCAGCCAAAGCAUUGACGGAUCGCGAAAAUUAUGCUACCGUCGACGCAUAUCGUGCAGCUCUGAUUCAGAAGCAGUUUGUCCUCAACUUUAUGACGUCGUACAUGCCUCUGCUCUUCACCACGUUCGUAUAUCUGCCAUUUGGUCAAGUUCUCAUUCCAGCACUUGACUUUUGGAGACGAACUGCGCAGGCAAUUACCUUUAGCAAAGCACCACUCGCCACGCGUGAAUUUCAAAUCAACCCUCAGCGUAUCUCGGCCCAAAUGUUUUACUUUACAGUCACGGCUCAAAUUGUCAACUUUGCCACUGAGCUGGUUGUUCCCUAUGUCAAACAGAGAGCGUUUGCGAAGGCCAAGGAGCUUCAGGCCAAGCGAGGCGAAGAAACUGUUCAGGACAACCCAGAAGAAGCCGAGUUUAUGAAGCGAGUCCGCAAUGAGUACGAAAUGGACGUCUACGAUGUUACGGAAGACUAUCGCGAGAUGGUAAUGCAAUUUGGCUACCUCAAUCUUUUCUCUGUUGCUUGGCCGCUGGCGCCAUGCUGCUUCUUGGUCAACAACUGGGUCGAACUUCGCUCUGAUGCUCUCAAGAUUGCCAUGAGCUGUCGUCGACCCGUCCCGUGGCGGGCUGAUUCUAUUGGCCCAUGGCUGCAAACUCUCGGUGUCCUGUCGUGGCUCGGUAGUGUCACGGGCUCCGCAAUUGUCUUUUUGUGCAGCAGAGACCGGAACGGCGACCGUGGCGGCGCCUCCAAUUUUACAGCAUGGGGACUCCUUCUCAGCAUUUUGCUCGUCGAGCACUUUUACUUCCUAGCGCAGAUUAUUGUCCGCACCGUCUUGGACAAGCUAGAGAGCCCUGGGCUGCAGAAGGAACGCAAAGAACGGUUCCAAAUGAAGCGUCGUCUGCUGCAAGACCACCUCGGCCAAGAUGUGGCUGAGCGAGCCGCGGCUCCUGGUAUUGAAACAUCUGAGAAGAUUACCCGAGCUGCUCUCGAGGAAGAGGCACGGCUUACUUCGAUUCGGGGCAAGAGCUCGCCAGCGGAAAUCUUUUGGCAGCGCCAGCAUGGCAUGCAAGAGACUAUUGAUGUUGGCCGCACGUUCAUUACGCAGAUGGAUACCAAAAACGGCAAUCCAGCCAGCGCCGCGCAUCCGAGUCCCAAGGCAUGA
This is a messenger RNA of Cordyceps militaris CM01, 2256 nucleotides long. Its product is annotated as plasma membrane channel protein (Aqy1), putative. Gene Ontology annotation, cellular component: cortical endoplasmic reticulum. The transcript has 5 exons. Gene Ontology annotation, molecular function: chloride channel activity. Gene Ontology annotation, biological process: chloride transmembrane transport. The record is from RefSeq and is a predicted model, not a curated record. Lineage: Eukaryota; Fungi; Ascomycota; Sordariomycetes; Hypocreales; Cordycipitaceae. Bases 1 to 2256 code for a protein of 751 amino acids.